AUGUCUAUACAUGAUAAUGGAAUAAUUAUCUUGGGAUUGUUAUUUCUGAAAAGUAUAGGCCUUGUUAUAGGUCUAGGACGAUCGUUUUUUCGAAGACCGGGGUACUUGCUAGAUAGCAUAGUGGUAGUGGUCGCAUUAUUUUUGGAAGUUUAUUUGGAAAAAAAAGGUGGAGGAUUACUUGUUGUUGUUAGCCUAUGGAGAAUUGUUAGGGUUGUGGAAAGUGCAUUUGAGUUAAGUGAUGAGGCAAUUGAAGCACAAAUUGAAGAGAUUGUUUGCCAAUUUGAAGAAUUGAAAGAAGAGAAUAGAAGAUUAAUGGAUUGUGUAGUUGAAAAAAGUAAGGAAAUUGAAAAGCUUGAAGAAGAAUUGAAUCAGUAUAAAAAUCAGGACAAAGAAUCAAAGGACUAG
This is a messenger RNA of Nicotiana tabacum (common tobacco), 405 nucleotides long. Lineage: Eukaryota; Viridiplantae; Streptophyta; Magnoliopsida; Solanales; Solanaceae. The record is from RefSeq and is a predicted model, not a curated record.